Molecule: messenger RNA, 543 nt
Organism: Suillus fuscotomentosus
Lineage: Eukaryota; Fungi; Basidiomycota; Agaricomycetes; Boletales; Suillaceae
Exons: 3
Molecular function (GO): protein binding
Source: RefSeq, a predicted model, not a curated record
CUCGAAGACAUCGAUGCCACCACUUCCCUCUUCCGCGACGCCCUUGCAUUGCGUCCGCAGCACCAUCCCGAUCAUCCCUUAUCUCCAUAUAAUCUUACCGAAGCGCUGGCUUGGCACCAUAUCAAGAAAAGUACUGCUACCGACAUCCGCGAAGCCGCCCAACUUUAUCAUGAACUACUGCCUCUCUUUCCAGAGCCCUCAACGAACUUGAUCAUCGAUGCUGCCGUGUUGAUCAAUCAGCACGACAGUAUCGAUGAUCUUGACACGAGCAUACAACUCGGUCGUAAGGCCGUGUCUCUGUGCCUCGAGGGACAUGCUAACCGCGAUACCUACCUGAACAACUUGGCCUCUUCACUCACGUCACGCUUCCAUCAUCAAGCUAUUAGCCUCUAUCGCGAGGCACUGACGUUGCACCCACUUAGGCAUCCAUGUCGUGACACCACGCUCAACAACCUUGCCGUCGCGCUCGACACUAUCGCAAAUCGCAUGUUAGUGAGGAUUCUAACGAGGCCAUUGGUUUGUAUCGCGAACCCAUUCGGUUGA